This is a messenger RNA of Rotaria sp. Silwood2, 477 nucleotides long. Lineage: Eukaryota; Metazoa; Rotifera; Eurotatoria; Philodinida; Philodinidae. The record is from the annotation of a GenBank genome assembly.
AUGCUAACCGAUCAACGUGGCUGGACAACUGAUGGAUUUAUUACUGAACCAUUGACUCACGAAGGAAUAAAAGCGGUAAUUAAGGAUAUUGAAGAUAAAUUAAAUGAAAUUCAACAUCAAUCAGUUAAUGUCAUGCAACAACCAAUUGAAGCACAAGAAAACAGUCGAACGGAUAGUUCUGCUAUGCAUCUUACCAAUACUAUCACAAGCAAUGAUGCUGAACAAGAAAAAUAUUCUCAUCUCGACUGGAUAAUUGAUCGCCCAGUAGUUAACAUACAAAUCGAUCCCGUUGUCGGACUUAUUGACAGGCUUCGUCAUAGAAUGAAGCUUGAUGCAUUUUGUCCAAGAUCCUCUGCAGCUAUGUCAGAUGUUGAUGAGAAUCCACAAUUAUUAGAUGAAUGGAGUAGUAAUGUUAAUACCAAUCAACAAGACGAAGAGCAGUCUACAACUGCUAAUCAAAAUCAAGUUUUUUUAUGA